AUGGGUAGAAAUUUCGAAGGUAGAAGAGUUGAUUUUGUGAUUGGAUUGUAUUUAGGGGCUAGGGCUACCGUUUUGUCGAGAAGGAGUUCAUUUUCUCACUGUAGGACUCCCCUGAGUAGAGGUUCUUCUCUCUGCCUUCGUGCAGGUUUUUCCACGGCUCUUGCUCAUAAUUCCUCCAUGGAAUCUAAUAUUGCACAGAUGUGUGCACAAAUGUCCCUCACGGAACAGGAGGAAGCAGUGUUAGUAGUCGAAGAAGAAGAGAUAUUGACCCCUCACAGGAGUGAUAAAUGCCUAUUGUUCAAGCUCUUGUCCGACAAGCAUUUUAAUAAGGAGGCAUUCAAAAGUACCAUGACACAGUUAUGGCGCCCAAGCAAAGCUCUCAGCAUUCAAGAUAUAUCCCCUAAUCUAUUCCUGGCAGAGUUUGAUGAUAUUGGCGACAAGAAGCGUGUACAACGUGAAGGGCCAUGGAUCUUCGACAAACAUCUGGUUGUAACCAAGGAUGUGGAAGGUCUUGAGCAGCUCCACAACAUCUCCUUCACAGCAGCAAACUUCUGGAUACCAGCUCUCAGAACCUGGACAGCAUUAUGA
Fraxinus pennsylvanica is the source of this 588-nucleotide messenger RNA. The record is from the annotation of a GenBank genome assembly. Lineage: Eukaryota; Viridiplantae; Streptophyta; Magnoliopsida; Lamiales; Oleaceae.